Myripristis murdjan (pinecone soldierfish) is the source of this 1857-nucleotide messenger RNA. RefSeq names its product cytochrome C oxidase assembly factor 3a (gene coa3a). The record is from RefSeq and is a predicted model, not a curated record. Gene Ontology annotation, biological process: mitochondrial respiratory chain complex IV assembly. Lineage: Eukaryota; Metazoa; Chordata; Actinopteri; Holocentriformes; Holocentridae. Bases 191 to 490 code for a protein of 99 amino acids. Gene Ontology annotation, cellular component: mitochondrial inner membrane. The transcript has 2 exons.
GAGCGGGGAGCCGUUAGGCCGUUGCACAGGCGGGUUGGAUGCGCUCACAGCAUGGUAGAUCUGACAAUCAUCUGCUAGGCUGUUCAAAGCGGGGCUUGACAGUACCACCACAGCGGCUCAUUUAUAACCCAGCUGUGCGUUUCUUCGAGAGCCAGGUGUAAAACAGCGUCUCGUUGACUGCAGCGCAGACAUGGCCGACAAGACGCCGCAGAAGUCCGACGCCCCGUUCGCCACACGGAUAGACCCGACCAAGGAGGCUCUGUCCCCGGAGCAGCUGCACUUCAUCAGGCAGGUGGAGCUGGAGCAGUGGAAGAAGAAAACACAGAAGCUCAGGACGCGGAAUGUAGCGACGGGGCUGGCUAUCGGAGCACUUGUGAUGGGUAUUUAUGGCUACACAUUUUACUCGGUGUCUCAGGAGCGAAUCAUGGAUGAGCUAGACGAGGAGGCCAAGCUUGCGAGGACGCAGGGCCCGAAGACUGGUGCCAACUGAGAUGCAUGUGAUCUGCUGGAUCGCGUGAUGGUGUUUCUCCUGGAACCUCUUGCACUUACAACGAGAGGAGGGACUUGCGAGGACACUGCAGCCACUCCGUCAUGUUUCAUGCUGGCCGCUGUGUCCCAUGUUGUGAGGCAGCACUGGACUUUGUCUUGUCUUGAUUGUAAAGGGUAAUUGUGUUGUUCUGUUGCUAAUAUAAAAGUGUCUCGAUUGUGGCUGACCUCACCUGCCAGUAGAAAGGACUGACCCACAAGCCUCAAUAUGACCUCUUUCAGAUACAAGCAGCAUUUUUAUAAGAUGAAGAAGCUCAGAGGCCCCAGACUGUAGAGUAAUCAGUCAUGAUAAUUCCUAGGGCAUCCUGAUCUGAUGUACACCAUGUGAAUAUGCUAAAUCACAGUCAGCCAUUAAUAUUGAAUCUACAGUGGCCUUGAACACAAGGAAUUGCCGGUGACACUGCUUGGAUGACACACACACAUAAACCAAUUAAAGAUAUUUAUGUCAAUGAAGUGAUAGUGUGUCUAAAAAUGUAUAAUGUCUUCUUUUUAUUAUAUAAUGAUGUCCCUGUGUGGAAUGCAAUGCCUUUUGCAAGAAUUAGAAACCGACCGAGGCAGUGAAGACAAUAAAAAAUCAGUGUAAUUACAAUUGCAUUUAUUAAUUUUGUCAAAAUAUGAUUUAUGCAGCCUGAUCUAGCCACCAAAUCUUGAGAGUAAAAAUAUAAAAUAAGACAUAGCAAGAGAAAGGCACAGAUUUCAGCAUGGCAGGACAGCAGCUUCAGAAAGCAAUACAAUUAUAUAUUUACAUUCAAAAUUUUGACCUGUAAUUAGUUUUCUUUGAAUAUAUUAUAUACUAUGGAAAUCUCAACUGAGUUCAUCUGCCAGAAAAUUCAGUGUGUGUAAGGACUACUGUAAUGGCUAUGGGUUCACAGCUUUCACUGAUUUCUAUAUCCAGCAGUGUUUCUGUUAGUUUGAACUUGUCGGAGGGCGGAUCAUUCGUUAAAGUACAAAUAUACAUUUGAUCCAGUAAGAAAUAUGGUUAUAAAACAUAAACUGAAGAGUAUUCUCUAGCUCCCUUAUGAAAAAGAACAGCAGAAAUGCUACCCAUACAGGAAAUAUACCAGUUCUUCCUGAAGUGAACACGAGUACAGUCUUAUCCACAAAACAAAUCUGUGUAAGUGACUGAGGACUAAAGUAGAUUUUACUAAAGUGCAGAAGGUGCUUGAUCUAUGCAACAGGCAACACAUUUUUUGAUUUUGCUUGAGCAAGAAUUACUUUUACCAAAAUAUUUAGUUUUUCUCAUAACCUGUAAACAUGAACUACAAAUGCAUUCUAAUAUAUACACAUUUACAAUAAAAGGGAAAGCCAGUA